AAUUGAAGUCUUUAUGGAGAGAUGUAGAGAGGAUCAAUUAUACAUCCCAAAGUUUCAUAAAGCCUAGACUGAAACUAAAAUGGAUAAUACUGACACCGGUACCGAUUACUCUAGAGUCAACUCUCCGCUACUCAACAACUUCGUUGAUGGAGCCGUUGACUACAAAGGCCGUCCAGUCCUCAGAUCAAAAUCCGGUUGCUGGCGAUCCGCAUAUUUCAUCAUUGGUGUGGAAGUGGCAGAGAGAUUUGCAUACUAUGGAGUCAGUUCAAAUCUGAUCACCUACUUGACGGGACCAUUGGGCCAAUCUACAGCUACUGCAGCUGAGAAUGUCAACAUCUGGUCUGGAACGUCGUCGCUUCUUCCCCUAGUUGGAGCUUUCAUCGCGGAUGCUUAUCUCGGUCGAUACCUAACUGCUAUACUUGCUUCUCUGCUCUAUAUCCUGGCACUUGCAUUGCUGGCUUUUUCAACAUCGAUUACAUCUGACUGUACAAACUCCAUUGAUGGCUCAUCAUGUUCACCUCAGCUCCAAGUUGUCAUAUUUUUCAUUGCUUUGUAUCUAGUGGCAUUUGCCCAAUGUGGACACAAGCCAUGUGUUGAGGCAUUUGGGGCUGACCAGUUUGAUGCAGAUGAUCCAGAAGAACUCAAAUCCAAAAGCUCAUUCUUCAACUGGUGGUAUUUUGGAUUGUGUGCAGGAGCUACAGUUGGGAUCUUUGUUCUUAGUUACAUUCAAGAUAACCUUAGUUGGGGUCUUGGCUUUGGGAUUCCUUGUGUUAUGAUGGGUUUUGCCCUAAUAAUGUUCUUGUUUGGAACCGUCACUUAUCGGUUUGGCGAAAAAACCCAAGAAAAAAACGCGUUUGCGCGAAUUAGCCACGUGUUUCUUACUGCGGCUCGGAAUCGAAGGGUCACGUCUUUAGAAAUAUGUGCAGAAGAGGAAGCUUCUGGAAUAAUGCAUCAUCAAGAUUCUCAACAGUUCAGAUUUCUCAACAAAGCUUUGGUUUCCCAUGACGGGUCAAAUGAACAUGGAACCGUUUGUAGUGUUGAUGAUGUGGAAGAAGCGAAGGCGAUUCUUAGACUUAUUCCAAUAUGGGUCAGCUGUUUAGGUUAUGGAAUUGUAUUUGCUCAAACUUCCACAUUCUUCACCAAACAAGGAUCUACCAUGGACCGGUUAAUCGGCUCAAGCUUUGAGAUUCCACCUGCCACACUACAAUCUUUCACUGGUCUCUCGAUUAUGAUCCUCAUUCCCAUCUAUGACACCAUUUUAGUCCCUUUUACCCGAGCAAUUACAAAGAAGCCAUCUGGCAUAACAAUGCUUCAAAGAAUUGGAAUCGGCAUUCUUAUAUCUAUUGUUUCAAUGGGUGUUGCAGCAAUCGUCGAAACAAAAAGACUCAAAGUUGCUCGCGAAUAUGGAUUACUGGAUGAUCCAGAUGCAAUGAUCCCGAUGAAGAUAUGGUGGUUAUUACCUCAAUAUCUAUUGGUUGGAGCUGGUGAAGUGUUUACAAUUGUGGGUAUGCAAGAAUUCUUUUAUGACCAAAUGCCAAGUGAUCUAAAAAGUAUAGGCUUGGCACUUUACCUAAGUGUUUUGGGGAUUGGUAGCUUUCUGAGCGGAUUUAUAAUCUGGAUCGUUGAGAAAACGACUGGUGGAAAUGGUCAAGAUGGAUGGAUAUCUGAUAACUUGAAUCAUGGGCAUAUUGAUUAUUUAUACUACCUUCUUGCUGGAAUUAGUGCUGUAGCAUUUGUGAUGUUUGUAUAUUCUGCGAAAUCUUAUGUUUAUAAUGGAGAAAGAGGCAAGUGAUCUUGUUUAACUAUGGUGAAAUUAGUGAAGAUUUGUUGUAAAUUAAUGUUCAUAGAUGCAGCUGGAUGUAAUGGUUGCUUGAAUUACUGAAUGUACUUGGCUUUUACUACCCUUUUACUAAUAAAAGUGGAUUUCUAGUA
Helianthus annuus (common sunflower) is the source of this 1932-nucleotide messenger RNA. RefSeq names its product protein NRT1/ PTR FAMILY 5.10. The coding region runs from base 80 to 1792 and encodes 570 amino acids. Lineage: Eukaryota; Viridiplantae; Streptophyta; Magnoliopsida; Asterales; Asteraceae. Gene Ontology annotation, biological process: dipeptide transport; transmembrane transport. Gene Ontology annotation, molecular function: dipeptide transmembrane transporter activity; tripeptide transmembrane transporter activity. The transcript is spliced from 4 exons. Gene Ontology annotation, cellular component: membrane. The record is from RefSeq and is a predicted model, not a curated record.